This is a messenger RNA of Asparagus officinalis (garden asparagus), 642 nucleotides long. RefSeq names its product peroxiredoxin-2F, mitochondrial-like. Gene Ontology annotation, biological process: hydrogen peroxide catabolic process; cellular response to oxidative stress; cell redox homeostasis. Gene Ontology annotation, molecular function: thioredoxin peroxidase activity. The coding region runs from base 223 to 462 and encodes 79 amino acids. The transcript has 5 exons. The record is from RefSeq and is a predicted model, not a curated record. Gene Ontology annotation, cellular component: cytoplasm; mitochondrion. Lineage: Eukaryota; Viridiplantae; Streptophyta; Magnoliopsida; Asparagales; Asparagaceae.
CAGAAGGCUCGCACGUGGGACGAAGGCGUCUCCUCUAAAUUUUCCACCACUCCUCUCAAAGAAAUCUUCCAGGGGAAAAAAGUCGUCAUCUUUGGGUUGCCCGGAGCUUACACUGGUGUUUGCUCAACGCAACAUGUCCCUAGCUACAAGAAGAACAUCGACAAAUUUAAAGCUAAGGGCAUUGAUUCUGUGAUCUGCGUGGCCGUGAAUGACCCAUAUGUCAUGAAUGGUUGGGCCGAAAAAUUGCAAGCAAAGGAAACGAUUGAGUUUUAUGGUGACUUUGAUGGGAGCUUCCACAAAAGUAUGGAAUUAGAUUUGGAUCUUUCUGCUGCAUUGCUUGGACAUCGUUCUCAAAGGUGGUCAGCCUAUGUUGUGGAUGGAAAGAUCAAAGUUCUUAAUGUUGAGAAAGUUCCUUCCGAAUUCAAGGUUUCUGGUGGAGAGGUAAUCCUGGACCAGAUCUAAUCUAACCUUCUCUUGGAGACUACGAAACAUCAGUUAACUUGUUCAGUUUCUCAACAUCUUGCAUUUCCUAUAAUAAGUUAGCGGUCCAUUAGUGAGCAAUGGACAACAAACAUUAGCUUUGGUUCUUUGCUACUCGACAUGGGCGUGUUAUUUGAAUGUAAUCCUUUGCAGUUUGAUUAC